Messenger RNA from Xiphias gladius (swordfish), 2445 nucleotides. It is a transcript of the gene msmbl, whose product is annotated as beta-microseminoprotein. The record is from RefSeq and is a predicted model, not a curated record. The transcript has 6 exons. The coding region runs from base 425 to 886 and encodes 153 amino acids. Lineage: Eukaryota; Metazoa; Chordata; Actinopteri; Istiophoriformes; Xiphiidae.
UGCCUAAUCAAACUUCCUACAGCCCAAAGUGACAUCUUGAAAUUGUGUAAUUUGAGAGUCCAUCAACCUAAAACUCAAAGAUAUAUUAUAAACCAUCAUAAGUGACAAAGAAAAGCAGCAACUUCUCACAUUUGAGAAGCGAAAACCAGAAAAGUUUUGACGUUUUUGCUUGAAAAAUGGCUAAAUCAAUCAGUUGUAAGAAAAGUUGACAAUUUUCUUUCGACUGUCUAAUCAGCUACUCAUUGCAGCCUUAAAACAUAUGUAUAAUGUCUUCAUUGGCUCUGGAGGAGCUUUGUAAAGUCUAAGAGAAUAUUUUGCGAGUCCACCAAGUUUAAGACAGUCAGAGCUGUAUUCCAACCGACCUGGCAACCUCAUUUGUGGCGCGUCAGUGAGUGACGCAAAAACUGGACUGGAUCUCGGCAGGAUGGAUCUGGAUCAUUUACUCCCUCAACAAAAAUACCCCAUGGUUGCAGACACACUAUUUAAAAGAGAAAGUCCUCAAAACUACAAUAUAUUUUACCUAUUACCUGAACACCUUUCAAAUCUGACAAGUUUGACUGCCACAAUGAAAUAUUUGGCUCUGGCUGUGCUGCUAUCCAGUCUACUGUCACUGUCAAAUGCUGCUUGCUACGUAAAGCGAGUGGAACCUGGCUUGACACAUUGUCUGGACGAAGUGGAUAAGACAUGGCAUGCAGUAGGAUCUACAUGGAGAAACAGUAAUUGUUUGGACUGUACUUGCAGUGGAUGUUGUGAUUCCUUCUUCAGCCCUACCGUCUUCCCGGAUGACUGUGUGGCAGUGUUGGACCUUGAGGCAUGUGAAUACAUUGUGCACAAGAAGGAUGACCCAUCUGUAAUAUGUCCAGUUCGUGUUAAAAAAGGGAAAUGAUGGAGUCAUUGUUUUGAAACGUGCAAAGGAUUUUCUUUUUUUUCUUUGAAAUGCUGGGAGAGAGACAGACAUGCAACCUUGAUCCCUCACUGGCUUCCCACCAGCAAACACUGCUGUAUUGUUGGAACACAUGACCAAGCAGUAUGCACAGCACCUGGAAAUGUAAAUCUGCUACGAAUAAAAUUUUAAAUAAGAUUCGUAAAUUUGUUCACCAAUUCCAAUUUUUUUAUUUUUUAUUUUUAUGGCAUAACUACUUUUCACAAGUCAUAGUUGAGGAAUUAAUCUAUAUCUAUUACAUUGCCUUUUGAAACUGGAGAGGAUUUAAUAUAACAUUUUUCCGGAAUAGUACAAUAGACUGCAUUCAAAUUUUAUAUGGGUCCGGUCUUUGUCAAUUUGUCUUUCCCAGUAUCCUAAAUAAGCUAUGUUGAUUAGUGCCUUCAUAUAGACCACAAGUUGCAGUAAUUUGUAUAUUAUUUUACAGUGCAUUUUAUCAUGUCACCAUUGCUUAUUUGCUGUUUGUUUGUACUUAUUAGUACCUUAACUUUUUUUUGUAGAAAAUAACUAAUGUAUCUCUACUGCCAGUGUCAAAGACUAGGUGCAUUGGCAAAACACAACUAUCAAGACAAGUUUUCAUAUUACAGAGACAAAGGAACAAACGGACCUUUCCUGUUAUAUAUAUAAAGGUCGGUUCGUUCCUGAUAUUUCAGUCUGCACCAAAGAGGUGGACUGACCCACAGACAGACCAACAUUGUCAAUCGCUAGAGCCACGCAGCUAUCAUAGCUAAAGAUCAGGUUAUUUUAGCUCAACCGGCAGUUUUAAAUAAUAAAAUCUUCUGCUCAGUGUCUAUUCAAACAAUAAUGCAGAUUCUACCACCAUCUGCACGCAUCUGUGUUAACUUACGUUUUGCUGGUCAGAGAGUCAGUAUGUGGAGGAAAGAUCUGCUGAAGAUCCAUCAAAAAAAUCAAACAAACCAAAGGUUCUGGUGAGGUCAUUUCAUUUAUUUCAAUGCUUUCCAUUCCUUUCUUAAAAGGGGGGUUCCGCAUUUUGUAUGGUCCAUCACCACUAUAUUUUGAAUAUUUUUCAAAUUUCAUUCUGAUGAUUCAUUCUGAUGGUUUAUUAUGUAUAAUUUUAGUGUAUUAUUCAUAAAGAUUCCCAUUUAUCAUUCUAGUAAAUUGAUGUUUUUUGCAGAGUAAAAGCAUAAUUACAAUUCAGAUACAUGGCAAAUAAUUAAAUACCUAUGUGAAAAUCUGUUUUUUUUUUUCAGUCAUGCUUUUCAAAAUGAGUUUUUGGCCCAUGAAGGGUUCAAAAUCAUUAUUGUUGGCAUUAUUUCCAUGUCUGUUCUGAAUAUUUAUUCUGGUCCUCCAUGUGAUAAAGAUUCAUUUAUGCUUUAUUUUCGGUGCCAAAUGGGAGAUCGAAAGUUUUAAUUAUAAUACUCUGCACCAUGUUGGCGUGUUUGUUGCAUGAUAUAAAUAUGGGUAGGGGCUCUUUCGAUGAGCUGCAGCCUGCAGAAAUACUACUAAGUUGUAUUUUCAACAUGAGUGAAUGUGGCGUUCCAGAU